Messenger RNA from Halichondria panicea, 1335 nucleotides. RefSeq names its product solute carrier family 15 member 4-like. NCBI's taxonomy places the organism in Eukaryota, Metazoa, Porifera, Demospongiae, Suberitida, Halichondriidae. The record is from RefSeq and is a predicted model, not a curated record. Gene Ontology annotation, cellular component: membrane. The transcript has a single exon. Gene Ontology annotation, molecular function: transmembrane transporter activity. The coding region runs from base 1 to 1335 and encodes 444 amino acids. Gene Ontology annotation, biological process: transmembrane transport.
AUGCGUGCCCCCAUUGUUGGUUGGAUUGCAGAUGCUCGCUGUGGUAACUAUAGAGUGUUUAGAGUUGGAGCCUCUCUGCUCUUCUUAGCUACCGUAAUAUGCUGCAUUUGUGUAUUGAUUUUGUUUAAUGUGCCUCCACACAGUAUUGUCUCUCGUGUAGUCAGUGGUGGAAUAAGUCCGAUUAUGUACAUUGUUGGGUUUGUGGGGGGAACAGCUUGUUUAGUGACUGCUCUGCAGCUUGGAUUGGAUCAAAUGCCUGAUGCUUCUUCAGCUAAUAUCACUAGUUUCAUUUCCUGGUUUGUGUUCUCCCUGGCUUUUGGGGCAUGGAUAUUUGACACAGGCUGUAGGGUUUUCUCUUGCAUCCAUGGCCUUUGUGCACAUGUAUUCAGCCUGGUUCCAGUGAUUGCCAUGUCUGUACUUUGUUGUUCAUUGUUUCUCCUCACUCCAAAAUGGAUGAUUAUUGAGCCCAAUUGUCCUCAGUCUCUGAAAACCAUCUACCAAGUUCUCAAGUUUGCUGCCAAGCACAAGGCUCCCCUCAAUCGCAGUGCUCUCACAUACUGGGAGGAAGACAUUCCUUCAAGAAUGGACCUGGGAAAGUCGAGGUAUGGUGGACCGUUUACUACUGAAGAGGUGGAAGAUGUCAAAACAUUCUUCAAGAUUCUGAUAAUCUCUGUACCCAUUUUCAUAAUUUCGUGCUCACUUUCCCCAGAAGUGUACAUGCAAAGUUUGGAUGGCUUUGCCAAUUGUGAGGCUGGUUUUAUCUUUGCUGUCACCUACAGUCCAACAUGGGUCAUUAUCAUUGUGACAUUAGUGUAUGAAUUUUGUAUCUAUCCUUUGCUUCGAAAUCGGUUGCCUAGUAUACUGAAACGUAUUGGGAUUAUUUCAUCUGUCAUCUUCAUUGUAAGUUCCGUUAAGUUGGUAUUGGCUACUGCUAUUUUCUCAUACUCUCUGGACCUUUCACCAUGGUCAAACAUAGCAUAUUUUGUUAUCUUUUCAUCAAUAUUUAUGUUCUUAUUGACUAGCAUUCUAGAGUUUAUAUGUGCUCAAUCCCCCUACAAGAUGCGUGGCCUACUGCUUGGAUAUACAAUUCUGCUUUAUAUCAUAUCGAUGUAUGUUGGUACAAUACUGAUGUAUAUUUUUAACUCUGUGUGUGUUGGACCGUACUGCCACAUUUUUGAGAAGUCUGUCUUUACUGCUCUGAGUCUGGUUGGGUUUGUACUCCACUGCCUCCUGGCUACCUGGUACAAGAGGAGAGUGAGAGAAGAGGACUAUGAUGUACACAGAGUCGUGGAGGAGGUCUACGAUAGAUACCUCUCACAGAGACCAACCCUGUGA